Molecule: messenger RNA, 9290 nt
Organism: Cydia amplana
Lineage: Eukaryota; Metazoa; Arthropoda; Insecta; Lepidoptera; Tortricidae
Gene: para
Product: sodium channel protein para-like
Biological process (GO): membrane depolarization during action potential; sodium ion transmembrane transport; neuronal action potential
Cellular component (GO): voltage-gated sodium channel complex; plasma membrane
Molecular function (GO): voltage-gated sodium channel activity; calcium ion binding
Source: RefSeq, a predicted model, not a curated record
GUCUCUGGUGGAUGAGUAUAGCGUGUGAUUGAAUGAGCGCUGCGUCGCUGCGACGGGCGCCAUUGAGCGCGGCGGUGGCGCGGCGGCGGCGCGGGCUGCGCGCAGCCGCGGCUUCGAUCGGCGCUGGGCGACGGCGGCGCGUUGCAUAACCGUGUGGCACUCCGCGCGCGACCCCGCACCGAGCGCCCGCGAGCGCCACGCGCAGCCCCGCGCAUCCUCGCGCUCUUUACGUAACGCGCGUCCAGCCCCCAGGGCCAGUGUUUAGCUGUACGUUUAAGUGGUUCAGUUGGUGGAGCGCCUGGCUGCGGGCGACGGCCGGUUCGCUGAGGCGGCAACGGAGGCAGAUGUGGUGCGCGCGCGCCGGUAGCCAGCAGCGCGCGCGGCCUGCGGGCGUCGCGGCCAUCGAACCGCGCGCGUUCUAGACAAUACCCUAAGCACUAUAUACGGUCGGACAUGAAAAAUCUUGCCCAUUUGCUGGCUGUCCCUAUCAGCGAACACGAGCUCACUUUCAUCUCUCUGGUAGCCGCGGCCACGCUGCUCUCGCGGACGACAGAAGGGCGGCGCCCACGUAGGUGGUCAGCGGGAGAUCGCGGCCGCAGGGCGUGCGGCCGCGCGCGGCCCCCGCACCAUCGCCCGCCCAUUCACUGUUAGCAGUAGGGAGUUCACUCGGGGGGAGUUCGAUAGACAAUGUCCGUGGACUUGGACUCGAUCAGCGAGGAAGAACCAAGCUUGUUCCGACCCUUCUCACGAGAGUCACUGGCCGCUAUCGAAGCCCGCAUAGCAGAGGAGCAUGCCAAGCAAAAGGAACUCGAGAAAAAACGAGCGGAAGGCGAGAACGAUUUGGGGCGGACGAAAAAGAAAAAAGAAGUACGGUACGAUGACGAGGACGAGGACGAGGGCCCGCAACCGGACGCGACGCUGGAGCAGGGCGUGCCGCUGCCCGUGCGCAUGCACGGCGCCUUCCCGAUCGAGCUCGCCUCCACGCCCCUCGAGGACAUCGACCCUUUCUAUCACAAUCAAACAACCUUCGUAGUCAUAAGCAAGGGUAAAGAUAUCUUCAGGUUUUCUGCCACCAACGCCUUAUGGAUACUGGAUCCGUUCAACCCUAUAAGAAGAGUGGCGAUAUACAUUCUAGUGCACCCUUUGUUCUCCUUGUUUAUUAUUACAACUAUCUUAGUCAACUGCAUUCUUAUGAUAAUGCCUACCACGCCUACCGUCGAAAGUACUGAAGUUAUCUUUACCGGAAUCUACACGUUUGAAUCGGCGGUGAAAGUAAUGGCCAGGGGUUUCAUUCUGCAGCCAUUCACAUACCUUAGAGAUGCAUGGAAUUGGCUUGACUUCGUAGUUAUAGCUUUAGCUUAUGUGACGAUGGGGAUAGAUCUCGGCAACCUGGCCGCUCUCAGAACGUUCAGGGUACUGCGAGCGUUGAAGACUGUGGCCAUCGUGCCGGGCUUGAAGACUAUCGUGGGUGCCGUGAUUGAAUCUGUGAAGAACCUGCGGGACGUGAUCAUCCUGACCAUGUUCUCGCUGUCGGUGUUCGCGCUGAUGGGGCUGCAGAUCUACAUGGGGGUGCUGACGCAGAAGUGCGUCAAGGUGUUCCCCGAGGAUGGCUCGUGGGGCAACCUCACCGAUGAGAACUGGGAGAGGUUUUGCCAGAAUGAAACAAAUUGGUACGCAGGCGAGAACGGGGACUAUCCGCUGUGCGGGAAUUCUUCGGGAGCUGGUCAAUGCGAGCCGGGUUACAUCUGCCUGCAAGGCUUCGGGCCGAACCCCAACUACGGGUACACCAGCUUCGACACCUUCGGCUGGGCCUUCCUCUCCGCCUUCCGACUCAUGACGCAGGACUACUGGGAGAACCUCUACCAACUGGUGCUAAGGUCAGCGGGGUCGUGGCACGUGCUGUUCUUCGUGGUGAUCAUCUUCCUGGGCUCCUUCUAUCUCGUGAACCUGAUCUUGGCCAUCGUGGCCAUGUCCUACGACGAGCUGCAGAAGAAGGCCGAGGAGGAGGAACAGGCCGAAGAGGAAGCGCUCAGGGAAGCGGAAGAGAAGGCAAAGGCGCGAGCGGACAGGGCGGAGGCUCGGGAGGCGCACGCGCGCGACUUGGCGGAGGCGGCCGAGGCGGCCGCGUACGCGCAGGCGCACCCCGCCAAGUCGCCCUCCGACUUCUCCUGUCAGUCCUACGAGCUGUUCGUGAACCAGGAGCGCGGCGCGCAGGACGACAACACGCGCGAGCGUAUGUCGCUGCGAAGCGACCCCUUCCAGGACUCGGUGAGCACUCAGCCCGCGCACAAGCCCGACUCGCACCACGACGCACGCCGCCACAGGAAGGUCAGCAUGGUCCCUCACCCCGAACGCAUUAAUAAAUAUGGGCAGUUGUCAUAUGGGCCACUCCGGGAGGGGUCACAGGCGUCGUUGUCCCUGCCGGGGUCGCCGUUCAACCUGCGGCGCGGGUCGCGCGGCUCGCACCAGAUGACGCUGCGGCCGAACGGGCGCGCGCGCUACCCGCCGGGCGCGGACCGCAAGCCGCUCGUCCUCUCCACGUACCUGGACGCGCAGGAGCACCUGCCGUACGCCGACGACUCCAACGCCGUCACACCCAUGUCCGAGGAGAACGGCGCUAUCAUCAUUCCUGUCUACUACGCUAAUUUAGGUUCCCGACAUUCGUCCUACACGUCCCACCAGUCGCGCCUGUCGUACACAUCGCACGGCGACCUGCUGGGCGGCAAGCCGCAGACCAAGGAGGCGCGGCUGCGCGGGCGCUCCGCCUCGCGCAACCAGAGCAUCACCUCGCAGCCGCACGCCUACCCGCCGCAGCGGCAGGACUCCUCGCUCGCCUCGCGCCCGCUCAGAGAAUACGAAAUGAGUGAAUGCACGGACGAAGCUGGGAAAGUACUGAAGCCUUCAAACGAUAACCCUUUUAUAGAGUCGUCACAGCAGCCUAACGUAGUAGAUAUGAGAGAUGUAAUGGUACUAAAUGAAAUAAUAGAACAAGCCGGGCGGCAAAGCAGAGCCAGCGAUCAGAACGCAGCGGAAGACGAUGAGGACGGGCCGACGUUAAAGGAACGGCUUCUAGACUGCCUGUGGAAGGGAAUAGACUUGUUCUGUGUGUGGGACUGCUGUUGGUUGUGGCUGGAGUUUCAGAAGUACGUCGCCCUGCUGGUGUUCGAUCCGUUCGUGGAAUUGUUUAUCACGCUGUGUAUCGUUGUGAACACGUUGUUUAUGGCUCUCGACCAUCACGACAUGAAUAAAGAUAUGGAGAAGGCUCUGAAGAGCGGCAAUUAUUUUUUCACCGCAACAUUCGCCAUAGAAGCAACAUUAAAGUUAAUAGCAAUGAGUCCAAAAUUUUACUUUCAAGAGGGUUGGAAUAUAUUCGACUUCAUCAUCGUGGCCUUAUCAUUAUUGGAGUUGGGACUGGAAGGUGUUCAGGGUUUGUCAGUGUUGCGUUCUUUUCGUUUGCUGCGUGUGUUUAAACUGGCCAAGUCUUGGCCUGCCCUAAACCUUAUUAUAUCCAUAAUGGGUAGGACCGUGGGAGCUUUAGGGAACUUGACCUUUGUACUUUGCAUCAUUAUAUUCAUAUUUGCCGUGAUGGGGAUGCAGUUGUUUGGCAAGAACUACACAGAUUACGUGGACCGUUUCCCGGACGGCGACUUGCCUCGGUGGAACUUCACCGACUUCAUGCACAGCUUCAUGAUCGUGUUCCGAGUGCUCUGCGGAGAAUGGAUUGAGAGCAUGUGGGACUGCAUGCUGGUCGGUGACGUCUCCUGUAUUCCCUUUUUCCUGGCCACUGUCGUCAUUGGCAAUCUUGUGGUACUUAACCUCUUCUUGGCCCUGUUACUGUCAAAUUUUGGAUCGUCGAGUUUAUCUACGCCCACUGCCGACCAGGAAACGAAUAAAAUCGCAGAAGCCAUCAACCGGAUAUCACGGUUCAUCAACUGGAUAAAGCGGAGUAUAGCGGACUUCCUGAAACUACUGAAGAACAAGUUGACCAAUCAGAUAGCUAUACACGCCCCCGAGCGCGUCGACAACGAGCUGGAGCUGGGCACCGACCUCGACGACGCUGUCCUCUACAAGGACAAGAAACUCAAGGACCAAGUGGAAGUGGCCAUAGGAGACGGCAUGGAAUUCACUAUACCAGGUGACAAUAAGUACAAGAAAGGGAAGAUAUUAAUGAACAAUAUAAACGCGAUUACGGAUAAUCAUAGAGACAACCGGUUAGAAUGUGAGCUCAAUCAUCUCGGCUAUCCUAUACAGGAUGACGAUACGAUAAGCCAGAAAUCAUACGGUAGUCAUAAAAAUAGGUCGUUUAAAGAUGAAAGUCAUAAAGGUUCAGCUGACACGAUAGACGGGGAAGAGAAAAAGGAUGCUAGCAAAGAAGAAUUAGGUUUAGAAGAAGAAAUUAUAGAAGAAGAAGAAGAGGGUAAAAUGGAUGGUAUCCCCAAACACGACAUCGUGGCUAACGACGAGGACGUGAUCGACGACACGCCCGCCGACUGCUGUCCUGAACCUUGCUACCAGAAGUUCCCCUUCCUCGCCGGAGACGACGAUUCCCCGUUCUGGCAAGGCUGGGGCAUGCUUCGAUUGAAGACUUUUAGACUGAUAGAAAACACCUAUUUUGAAACGGCUGUGAUUACUAUGAUCUUGCUCAGUAGUUUGGCUUUGGCUUUAGAAGAUGUACAUUUGCCUCACCGACCAAUCCUCCAAGACAUUUUGUACUAUAUGGACCGCAUUUUCACCGUUAUUUUCUUCCUCGAGAUGUUAAUCAAGUGGCUCGCCCUCGGGUUUCAGAAGUAUUUCACCAACGCGUGGUGUUGGCUCGACUUUAUCAUCGUCAUGGUCUCGCUUAUAAACUUCGUAGCGGCGCUUUGUGGCGCCGGCGGCAUUCAGGCGUUCAAAACGAUGCGAACGCUGCGCGCGCUGCGUCCGCUCAGGGCCAUGAGCCGCAUGCAGGGCAUGAGGGUGGUGGUAAAUGCUUUAGUACAGGCAAUCCCCUCCAUCUUCAACGUACUGCUGGUGUGUCUCAUCUUCUGGCUAAUCUUUGCCAUCAUGGGUGUUCAGUUAUUUGCUGGAAAAUACUUCAAGUGUGUCGAUUUGAACCACACAACUUUGAGCCACGAAAUCAUUCCGGAUAAAAAUGCGUGUAUCUUGGAAAAUUACACAUGGGAAAACUCACCUAUGAACUUUGAUCAUGUGGGCAAAGCCUACCUGUGCCUGUUCCAAGUUGCUACAUUCAAGGGAUGGAUUCAGAUCAUGAACGAUGCCAUUGAUUCUAGAGAGGUCGGCCGUCAACCAAUACGAGAAACAAAUAUAUACAUGUACCUUUACUUCGUAUUCUUCAUCAUAUUCGGGUCAUUCUUCACUCUUAACCUGUUUAUCGGAGUUAUCAUCGACAACUUCAACGAGCAGAAGAAGAAGGCCGGCGGCAGCCUCGAGAUGUUCAUGACGGAAGACCAGAAGAAGUACUACAACGCCAUGAAGAAGAUGGGCUCCAAGAAACCGUUGAAAGCCAUUCCUAGACCUAAGUGGCGGCCACAAGCAAUAGUAUUCGAGAUAUGCACGGACAAGAAGUUCGACAUGAUCAUCAUGUUGUUCAUCGGCUUCAACAUGCUGACCAUGACGCUGGACCACUACCAGCAGACGGAGACCUUCAGCACCGUGCUCGACUAUCUCAACAUGAUAUUCAUCGUGAUAUUCAGUUCCGAGUGCCUAUUGAAAAUAUUCGCCUUACGCUACCAUUAUUUCGUCGAACCGUGGAAUCUGUUCGAUUUUGUCGUCGUAAUGUUCUCUAUUCUUAGUUUGGUAUUGAGCGAUAUUAUAGAAAAAUAUUUUGUAUCACCAACUCUACUAAGGGUAGUAAGAGUGGCGAAAGUAGGUCGAGUCCUUCGACUGGUAAAAGGCGCCAAGGGCAUCCGGACGUUGUUGUUCGCCUUGGCCAUGUCACUGCCGGCGCUGUUCAACAUUUGCCUUCUGCUGUUCCUUGUCAUGUUCAUCUUCGCCAUCUUUGGGAUGUCGUUCUUCAUGCACGUCAAGGACAAAGGUGGCCUGGACGACGUGUAUAAUUUCAAGACUUUUGUGCAGAGCAUGAUUCUGCUUUUCCAAAUGUCGACGUCGGCCGGAUGGGACGGCGUGCUGGACGGCAUCAUCAACGAGGAGGAGUGCGACCUGCCGGACAACGAGCGCGGGUACCCCGGCAACUGCGGCUCGGCCACCAUCGGCAUCACCUACCUGCUGUCCUACCUCGUCAUCUCCUUCCUCAUCGUCAUCAACAUGUACAUCGCCGUCAUUCUCGAGAACUACUCUCAGGCGACGGAGGAUGUACAAGAGGGUCUGACGGACGACGACUACGACAUGUACUACGAGAUCUGGCAGCGGUUCGACCCGGACGGCACGCAGUACAUCCGCUACGACCAGCUGUCCGAGUUCCUCGACGUGCUCGAGCCGCCGCUGCAGAUCCACAAGCCCAACAAGUACAAGAUCAUAUCGAUGGAUAUUCCGAUAUGUCGCGGCGACAUGAUGUUCUGCGUGGACAUCCUCGACGCGCUCACCAAGGACUUCUUCGCGCGGAAAGGGAACCCGAUCGAGGAGACGGGCGACAUCGAGCCGGGGCGGCCGGACGAGGUCGGGUACGAGCCGGUGUCGUCGACGCUGUGGCGGCAGCGCGAGGAGUACUGCGCGCGGCUGAUCCAGCACGCGUGGCGGCGGCACCGGCGGGGCGGCGGCGCGGUCGGAGGCGGCGGACGCGGGCUCGGGCACGGCCGUGCUGCUGGACGCGGGCUCGGCGCGCGUGGUGCUGGCGGGCGCGGGGCAGGCGCCGCGGCCGCCCGAGCCCGCGCCGCCGCCCGCGCCCGUCUGACCCGCGCUGGCGCUCGCGCUGCUGCCCGCGCUGGUCGACGACGCGCCGCUGCCUGCACCGCUGCCCGAGCUCCUCAGCCCGCCCAAGCGCACUUGAUUAUUGUUUACGCUAGAUGUUCGCUGUACAUAGUGGGCGGUGCGGCUGCCGCGCGCGCGCCCGGCCGUCACGCGCCGCGCGUCCGCGCCCUUUCUUUUUGGGACGUUAAUUCGUGCGCGAUUAGAGACGUUCGAAGUGUUAAGUGGAGUGUUUUAUAUUCGCGUGGCCGAAGCUUUUGAGACUGUUUGUUUUGCGACAGACGUUCGCGCGAGUGUAAUAUAAUAUUAUUAUAUUUUAUUGUACCGAUUCGUAUCUAUUUACAUCGUCGCGUUAAACCUGCCCGUGUGAGAGAAACCCGUUUUUUUAAGAGAAUCGUUGUAGCGAGCAUGUUUUUGUCACUGAUGACGUAAUGUAAGGUAUCGGAUAAUAUUGAGGAAAUUCUAUAAGCUUAUUUUUGUAUUCGAUGAAUAUCACUGUCUGCCUGUAAAUUCUAAAUCGAUACGAUCUUUUAAUUAAGAUGACGGAGAUCGUUGAUUUGAUAAUAAAUUGUGAGAUAUCAUUUUCUUUCCCCGAAAUGGUGUCGAACAAUAUCCGUAUACUCGUGCUAGAGUAGUGAGGCGUCGCACGGCGCGGCGCGAGUGCGUUGCUUCAUUCGGUUCCGCUUCAGCCAGCGGCGCGGCGGCCCGCGGACCGGGGGCUACACGCGCGGGCCCGCGGGCCGCCUGUGCGCGAGCCGGCCACGCAGCGAGCACAUUGAUGUAGCACACCAAUAUUUUAAACUUAACGACUUUAAACGAAAUUACCUUGUAUCAUUACAAUCAUUGUAACGUCUUCGACUCGUCCGUUGCGUUUGGACGUUAGUGUAAUCGUAUCUAAUAAACGCUUAAGAGAAGCAAUGGCUACGCCGAUUCAUAUCAAUUUUGUCCGUAAUAGUUUUAAUAGUUCCAGUUUAUAAGCUUCUUACUGUACCGAAAUGACGUUGCGUUGUAUCUUUCUAUACGAGGUCGGCACACCGUCGGUUCCCUCGAGAUAAAGAGAGUUUAGACAAAUUUUUGCAAGUUAUAUCUAUGUAAGCUUAACAAAUCAGCUGUGAAAUCGGUACCAGAAUUCACUUCCGUCCUAAUUCAGUACGCAUCAUAGGAAUCGAGCCAUUUUAUGUAACGCGCACUUUCCAUGUAGGUACCUAGUUAAUGUAAUUUCCUUUCCCCGGAUUACAUUAGCUGCGGCCGCGCGGGCGCCCGGGCCGCUUCCCCCGGCCCGCCGGGCCCGCGCCCCCUCCGUAUAUGACGACUUCAAGCGGGCCGGUACUGCUUCCAUGAGUAUUGCUCUCGCGAUUUACAUUCAAUGCUGUGACGAUCUUCGACUAACAAGAACGCUAACCCAGACUACCCACCGAUUCGGCUAACUGAAAGAGUCACUUUAACUAGCAAAUAAGAUAUAUUGAUAAUACCUAAGAGAUCGAACGUCCCUUACCGAGUAAGGUAGAUAUUAUUGAGUAUGUAUUGUUUUUCAAGUGACACCCCUGUAGCGAUCCGUCGCUCGCUAGUGGCCGCGGCCGCAGAAGUCUGCGGGGCCACUAUACUGUGAAGAACUGUCGUAAUUAAUUCAUUUGUAAUUAAACUUUGGAAGUUGUCAAUUUUUUACAAAUCUGUAAAUAUUGAGAGCUUAUCGCCGGGUAGAUCCCGAACCGCACGUCGCAACACAUAUUUUUCAUAAUACCUAUCUAGUAUGGAAUCAGCGAAUAAGGCGGCGUUACGUAAAUAAGCUUGAAGCAAUAAACGUAAACGUGUGCUCGACGAAAGUUUUCGCUUUUCAUUAUGGAACAAGUCACCGAAUAGUUGUGUGUCGGUUGUUUUCAAUUCGUUUUAAUAAAAUGUGAAUAAAACUGAAAGGCAAGACAAUCUACGUGUUGCAGUUUAAAGAGUCAGUGUAUUGUAAACUAAAAGAGAUGCUUACCGUUUUGCACAUAUUUUGCAAUAAUACCGGUACGUGAAGAGUAUGUACCGUGGGUGGCGGACGGCGCGGCGCCGGCGCUUCCCCCGCCGCGCUCCGCGCCCCUCGCCAGACCCGCUCAUUCGUUCAAUUGGUUCGAAUCUUCUGUUCCUUUGACCCGUUUCGUUCACUUCUUGUUAUAUAUUUAUACGACGAACGGUCUUUAACAUCCUCUUGUGUUGGUCAAACCAAACGUUUUACUAUUAGGCAUAUUUGCACAAAGAAGUUGUGUUUAAUUAAGUUUAGGACAAUAAGUUAUGAUAUCAUUGUAUUAUUUCUUUAAAUAUAUGACAAAAAAGUGAGUUCAGUUUGCUGAAUGAUAGAGGUUUACUUGAGUAUUUAUUAUAUAUAUUGUUGAAGUUUGUACAAAAUAAAUUAAGUAAACGAUGAAAUAUAGAACUUGACUGCUUUA